Molecule: messenger RNA, 3131 nt
Organism: Equus quagga
Lineage: Eukaryota; Metazoa; Chordata; Mammalia; Perissodactyla; Equidae
Gene: ADORA1
Product: adenosine A1 receptor
Exons: 4
Coding region: 689-1669 (326 amino acids)
Biological process (GO): G protein-coupled adenosine receptor signaling pathway
Cellular component (GO): membrane; dendrite; synapse
Molecular function (GO): G protein-coupled adenosine receptor activity
Source: RefSeq, a predicted model, not a curated record
GGUCAGCUGCCAGGCCCUAGCUGGGGAGCUGCAGAAGGCCUGGCCUCUCCUUAGCUGCUCAGGGCUUUGGGGAGGCAUGGGGCCUCCCAACCCACCCUGCGAGCCCCAGGUUCAGCAGGUCCCUACAGAGGCCAGGGAAAAGGACUGGGGCAAGGAAUAAGGUGGACUGCAGACGGUCUGAGAAGGGCUGCUUGUGAUGUGGUGCAAAGAACCCUGGGCUGGGAGUCAGAGACCUGAGUUCAUAUCUCAGUUCCAGCUCUGGCGGUUCCAGGCCUCUCUCUGAGCCUUGGCGUUUUACUCUGUUAAAGGGGAUCAUCACAGUUUCCCCACGAGGCAGCAUGACGACCCACGAGAUAAACGUGAGAAAUGGCCACAUCCUCUGUCUGCAUCUGCCCAGGACAAGUGAAAACAUGCGUCCACACAAAAACUUGUCCACGAAUGUUCACAGAGCAUAUCAUGCAUAAUAGUCUGAAAUGUGCAUUGACCGAAGAAUGGAUAAACAAGCGUGCUGUGUCCUCAUGAUGGAAUAUUAUUCAGCUACAGAAAGGGAUGCAGUGCUGACACAUGGUACAACAUAGACGAACUUUGGAAACCUCCUGCCACGCAGAGGAAGCUGGUAACGAAGGACCAGGUGCCUGCCUCACGCCCCUUGGUGCCCGUCUGCUGAUGUGCCCGGCCUGUGCCCGCCAUGCCGCCCUCCGUCUCGGCCUUCCAGGCCGCCUACAUCGGCAUCGAGGUGCUCAUCGCCCUGGUCUCGGUGCCUGGCAACGUGCUGGUGAUCUGGGCGGUGAAGGUGAACCAGGCGCUGCGGGAUGCCACCUUCUGCUUCAUCGUGUCCCUGGCGGUGGCUGAUGUAGCAGUGGGUGCUCUGGUCAUCCCCCUCGCCAUCCUCAUCAACAUCGGGCCAUGGACCUACUUCCACACCUGCCUCAUGGUUGCCUGCCCUGUCCUCAUCCUCACCCAGAGCUCCAUCCUGGCCCUGCUGGCAAUUGCCGUGGACCGCUACCUCCGCGUCAAGAUCCCGCUCCGGUACAAGACAGUGGUGACUCCCCGGAGGGCUGCCGUGGCCAUCGCCAGCUGCUGGAUCCUCUCCUUCGUGGUGGGCCUGACGCCUCUGUUUGGCUGGAACAACCUGGGGAAGGUGGAGCGGGACUGGGUGGCCAACGGCAGCAUGGGCGAGCCCGUGAUCAAGUGCGAGUUUGAGGUGGUCAUCAGCAUGGAGUACAUGGUCUACUUCAACUUCUUCGUCUGGGUGCUGCCUCCACUGCUGCUCAUGGUCCUCAUCUACCUGGAAGUCUUCUACCUGAUCCGCAAGCAGCUCAGCAAGAAGGUGUCGGCCUCCUCUGGCGACCCGCAGAAGUACUACGGGAAGGAGCUGAAGAUCGCCAAGUCGCUGGCCCUCAUCCUCUUCCUCUUCGCCCUCAGCUGGCUGCCGCUGCACAUCCUCAACUGCGUCACCCUCUUCUGCCCGUCCUGCCACAAGCCCAGCAUCCUCAUCUAUGUUGCCAUCUUCCUCACGCACGGCAACUCGGCCAUGAACCCCAUCGUCUACGCCUUCCGCAUCCAGAAGUUCCGGGUCACCUUCCUCAAGAUCUGGAAUGACCAUUUCCGCUGCCAGCCCGCACCCCCCAUCGACGAGGACCCCCCAGAAGAGAGGCCCGAUGACUAGUCUCCGCCUUCUCUCCCACCUGCACAUCCGGGCGUCAGCCCGGUCUUCACCUGCCUGCUGUCCCACUUGUCUCCCUGAGCCUUCCCCGGCUGGGCUGUGGGGUGUGGGUGUCCUGCCCCUCUCGGUCCUGGAGGAGGUUUUGGGGGCAGCCCAUGGAGGAGGACAGUGGUGGGAGCCCCCUUCCCCCACCAUCCCAUGGCAGCCAGCGCUUCAGGCUGCACAGGGGCCUGUGGAUGGGGGUCGUCUCGGGCUUCCCCAGCAGGUAGGGGCGUCUGCUGGUCUUAGGUGGUGUCUUAGGUGCAGCCCUGGGACCAAGCUUAAGGAAGAGAGAGGGUCCCCUCCAAAUGGGGAGAAGGAAGAAGCUGCAUGUGCUGGUCUUGCUUUCACUCCUGUUCUGUAGGAGAAGGUGGCCAGAGCCGCUGAGGGGUAGGAAUCAGGAGCCUCAGUCUCCACCUCCCAGGACUCUGUGCUCCCAGACAAGGUGCCUGCUCCCCUCUCCCUGGGGAGCCCAGGAUUGUGCCCGGGAGAGGCAGAAAGAGCGGGUCCAGAAAUCGUGUCCAGCAUCAGCUUUAAUCUCCGCCAGCCCUUGGACCCUGGAUGGGGGCUCCGAGCCCCCUGGAGCAAGUAUGGGGUGGUAGGUGUGGACCUUGAACAGCCUCCGGGAGACAGCACUGAACCCUCAUUCUUGCUCUGAGUGUCCCAAGGAGGAGCCUGGCGAGUAACUACCUGUCAUCUGGGCCACUGGCUCCACCAGUGAUGAUGGGCCCAGGCUCUCCCAGGUGCCACCCAUCCCUGCUGCUUCUGGGCCAGAUGAGAGGAGAGCCCCAGACGUGCCUACUCUUGGGAGCAUUUUGCCUUCCUGGGAGACAGGGGAAUGUGUCCUCCAGGUCCUGGGGGCCGACUCCUGGGAUGAGGUGUGCCAUGCUGGAAGGGGCCAGAGGAGACCACCCUCUGGAAGUGUGGGCGGGGACGUCUAGCUGGUGUUUAAAUGCCCUCGGGACCCUUGGCCUUCAGCACAGUUUCCAGUGGCUUUGGGGCUCUGUUGCAGAGUCUAGGCUUCUAGGACAUCUGGGGAAGGGUCCAUCCUACAAACCGCAAGCCCGGUGGGGAGAGGUGGGGGGCGUGGUUCUGAGUGCGAAGCGACUCCAGCCUUAUUGCAGGCCCUUCCCUCUCUCCAAGGUGGGGGUCCCCUGGCUCCCAGGAAGGGCCACCCAACUAAUAAAAGACUGAACCCUCAUGGAAAGCACGCUGCUGGCUGCCCACCCCGUGAGGGACCAGCUCAGCAGAGAAGCACUGAUGUGGGGGUGGGGAGAAGUGAGGAGGGAGGGAGGUGUUUGGAGCAAGGAGGGUCCUGGGGGGCGGGGGCGGUGUGUCUGUUCCCCUGUUCUGAUCCUGGGGUAGCAAACCCUGAAUGUGAAGGUAGAAUCCUGAAAAAUCUCACAUCUGGAAAAGCCCUGGGACA